This is a messenger RNA of Ceratotherium simum simum (southern white rhinoceros), 2173 nucleotides long. It is a transcript of the gene KLHL21, whose product is annotated as kelch like family member 21. Gene Ontology annotation, biological process: protein ubiquitination. Gene Ontology annotation, molecular function: protein binding. NCBI's taxonomy places the organism in Eukaryota, Metazoa, Chordata, Mammalia, Perissodactyla, Rhinocerotidae. The record is from RefSeq and is a predicted model, not a curated record.
CCCGCUGGCCCCGGCCGCGGCGUUCCCGAGCAGCGUGCGUAGCGGCCCCGCGCCCCGCAGCCGAAGCGCCAUGGAGCGGCCGGCGCCCCUGGCCGUGCUGCCUUUCUCGGACCCUGCGCACGCGCUGAGCCUGCUGCGCGGCCUGAGCCAGCUCCGCGCGGAGCGCAAGUUCUUAGACGUGACCCUGGAGGCGGCGGGCGGGCGCGACUUCCCGGCGCACCGCGCCGUGCUGGCGGCCGCCAGCCCCUACUUCCGCGCCAUGUUCGCCGGGCAGCUGCGCGAGAGCCGCGCCGAGCGGGUGCGCCUGCACGGCGUGCCGCCCGACAUGCUGCAGCUGCUGCUCGACUUCAGCUACACGGGCCGCGUGGCGGUGAGCGGCGACAACGCCGAGCCGCUGCUGCGCGCCGCCGACCUGCUGCAGUUCCCGGCCGUGAAGGAGGCGUGCGGCGCCUUCCUGCAGCAGCAGCUCGACCUGGCCAACUGCCUGGACAUGCAGGACUUCGCCGAGGCCUUCAGCUGCGCGGGGUUGGCGAGCGCGGCGCAGCGCUUCAUCCUGCGCCACGUGGGCGAGCUGGGCGCCGAGCAGCUGGAGCGUCUGCCGCUGGCGCGCCUGCUGCGCUACCUGCGCGACGACGGGCUGUGUGUGCCCAAGGAGGAGGCGGCCUACCAGCUGGCGCUGCGCUGGGUACGCGCCGACCCGCCGCGCCGCGCCGCGCACUGGCCGCAGCUGCUCGAGGCCGUGCGCCUGCCCUUCGUGCGCCGGUUCUACCUGCUGGCGCACGUCGAGGCCGAGCCCCUGGUGGCGCGCUGCCCGCCCUGCCUGCGCCUGCUGCGCGAGGCGCGCGAUUUCCAGGCGGCUCGCUACGACCGCCACGACCGCGGGCCCUGCCCCCGCAUGCGCCCGCGCCCCUCCACCGGCCUCGCUGAGAUCCUGGUGCUCGUGGGCGGCUGCGACCAGGACUGCGACGAGCUGGUCACCGUCGACUGCUACAACCCGCAGACGGGCCAGUGGCGCUACCUGGCGGAGUUCCCUGACCACCUGGGCGGGGGCUACAGCAUCGUGGCGCUAGGCAACGACAUCUACGUGACAGGCGGGUCCGAUGGCUCCCGGCUCUACGACUGCGUGUGGAGGUACAACUCAAGUGUGAACGAGUGGACGGAGGUGGCACCCAUGCUGAAGGCCCGCGAGUACCACAGCUCCUCCGUGCUGGACGGUCUGUUGUACGUGGUGGCCGCGGACAGCACGGAGCGCUAUGACCACACCACUGACUCCUGGGAGGCUCUGCAGCCCAUGACCUACCCCAUGGACAAUUGCUCCACCACUGCCUGCCGUGGCCGGCUCUAUGCCGUCGGCUCCCUGGCCGGCAAGGAGACCAUGGUGAUGCAGUGUUACCACCCUGACACUGACCUGUGGUCGCUGGUGGACUGCGGUCAGCUCCCACCCUGGUCCUUCGCCCCCAAGACAGUGACUCUGAAUGGACUCAUGUACUUCAUCAGGGAUGACUCUGCUGAGGUGGAUGUAUAUAACCCCACGAAGAACGAAUGGGACAAGAUCCCAUCUAUGAAUCAGGUGCACGUGGGGGGCAGUCUGGCCGUCCUCGGAGGGAAGCUCUAUGUCUCGGGGGGGUACGACAAUACAUUUGAACUCUCCGACGUGGUGGAGGCCUAUGACCCGGAGACUCGGGCGUGGAGCGUGGUGGGGCGGCUCCCAGAGCCCACCUUCUGGCACGGCAGUGUCAGCAUCUUCCGCCAGUUCAUGCCCCAGACGCCCUCGGGCGGGCGCGGCUUUGAGCUGGACGGUGGCAGCAGUGACACAGAUGUGGGCCGGCACCGGCCGCCACAGAACCCCAAUGAGCUGCACUAGCCCCGGCCUGGCCCAGGGAGGGCCUCGGUGCGGGUACCCCAGCACCUCGUCGGGGGACAGCGAUCCCCUCCUUCGCACACGAAGACAAGUUGGGCUCACCAGGUGGAGCAUCGGCUCUUGGGCUGCUGGCUGAGCCUCAGGAUCUGACACCUGGAGAGCUGUGCAUUUAGAGCCUGAGUCAUAGCUGCUGGGCGAAAGCUGGUUGCAAAUGCCUCUCCCUUGGUCCAGGAAGAGCUGUCUCCCUGCGGGCCCGGGUCUCUGGCUCCAGCAGGUCACCCCCAACCUGCAGACUUACCCCUCAUCAAAGCA